AUGCUAAAAUUUCUAUUCAUCCUCAUCCCCUUAGCUGUAAUUUGCAGCGCAUCAUGCCCUCAUAUGAUGGGACAAGCUGAGGCAAAAGCACGAGCUGAAAAAACGAAGCAAAGUAUUGAAGCACGCCUCCAGCAAAAAGAAGAAAUUGGAGCACCACCCGGCGUCGAACCAAAGAACGACGGAUCUCCUGGAACAGUCCCUGAAGAAACCUCGAUACAAACAACUUUGAUACACCUCAGCAAAUCAGAUGCUGAAAAGCAGUACGCCGGGCUGAUCGCGGCAAAACUCAGGGAAAUUCGUGAAAGCUUGCGUAAGGAGCUACGGUUGACAAUCGACAAUGAGCAUAUAUCAUGUAAAAACAAUGCCGACGAUCAUUUCCGAUGCCGAGAUUAUUCCCAAAGCCAUUCUUACCAUUAUUUGGUUGUGGAAGACAGUUCUCGUGGAGCUGCCGUCUAUUCCUUGGAUCGUGAUUUGAAUGGAGAUUCCCCUGGAAAAGUUGAAGCGGCGUUGCUAGACGCGCUGUCGAGACACACGAGACAUCAUCUGUCUCUGCACGCAUCGAAGGAGGCUGAGAAGGAGGUUGGUUUUGUACGAGAGUUAUCCAUUGUUGAACUUGAACAUGUUGGGAAGACGGCGAAGAAGAUACGCUCUCCAAAAACGUACCCAAUUGCCCCGACUGAAAUGCAAGCAAUUGAGACUCAGAUUUUGGAAAUUCGGAAUAGCGAGGGCCUUGAUACGACAGAACAUCGGCUGACCGUCGUCCCAUCUGAGGAAGUAUUCAAUCAAAUGCUCCAACGCUACAAAUAUGUCUUUAUUCUGUUCUGGACGAACGUCCGUUCCUCCUCUUCCCAUGCCUAUAAUCAAUUUGCAAAAUUGUCUAAUAAUUUCGAGAAAACCGAACACAUUCAAUUGGCGGUUGUCAAUUGCCAUGAAGUCGACUUUUGCGUUGGCCUGGAUUAUAAGGACUUUUACACGGUGGUGGCAUAUCAAGAUGGCGAGAAAGUAGCCACGCAAAGUCUGGUCUUUGAUGCGGACUUUUACGUUGGCUGGAUCGAGAGAAUUCUUGCUGGGACCUUGGUAGAGCUAAAAAACAAGGAUGAGCUGAAGGAGGCAAAGAAAGGAAAGCUACUUGGAAAACAACGACAAUCCGUUAUAAUUGGUGUCUUCCCCGACAAAGAUGCCAUCGAAUAUGCCCAUUAUGAAAAAGUGGCUGAACUGCUGAAGGGUCGAUAUUACAUGGCGUAUUACUUAGACAAGGAGGCCCAAUCAACACUUGCCACCUACCGUCCCGGCGAGAAAAAGAAGCGGGUCGAUUACGCAGGGGCUUUCGAUCCACCAACACUGGCCAAUUUUAUUACCUAUUCGCCAUUACCGACUGUGGUGGACAUCACUCGAGGUUUCAAUCCAGAUCUACUAUUCAAACAACCAUUACCGAUCGUGCUACUUUAUUCCCCUCCAUCUUUCGAUUCGAAGAAUUUUGAGGCCGCGGCCGCAAAGCCCGCAUUCGCUCAUUUAAAAUAUAUUUUUGUUCGUGUGAAUAGCGAUGGCUUGGCACUCCGUCAUGAAUUGUUGAAGCCGUUGGGAAUCUCAAAAGAAGAUGAACCUGUGGUAAUUUUGUAUAUCAAGAAUAAAGCGUGGCACCUUGAAUUGACUCCUGAGAACGACGCGGAUGAGAUUUUGAAAUGGGUUGAUGAAGUCGAGGCCACUCCUGCUGAAUAUACUGUCACUUUCAACGAUGCACAUCCAUUAAUGUAUCUACAAAUUGAAGCAUCAAAUAAUAUCUUUGGCGUUCAACCUGUACAACCACUACCCGAUUUGUCGGUAUUCCAGAUUAAGGCCAUAAAGCCUCUACUUAACGAUAUGGCCAAAUCUGGCUCCGGCGGUGGAUGUCCAUUUAUGCAUGGUGGAGCGAUCCCUCCACAACAAGAAGACGCACGCCAUCAAGAAUUA
Molecule: messenger RNA, 1950 nt
Organism: Mesorhabditis spiculigera
Lineage: Eukaryota; Metazoa; Nematoda; Chromadorea; Rhabditida; Rhabditidae
Source: the annotation of a GenBank genome assembly